Paraglomus brasilianum is the source of this 2976-nucleotide messenger RNA. The record is from the annotation of a GenBank genome assembly. Lineage: Eukaryota; Fungi; Glomeromycota; Glomeromycetes; Paraglomerales; Paraglomeraceae.
AUGGAGAUGCCAUCAACACUGCAACAAAAAAGAGAUAGUGGUUACGCAGCCACAUUGGAUAUUCCUUCCCAUCUACAACAUAUCGACGACGCAUAUAAGGGUGAUGUGUCAAAUGCUAUUGAAAUUCUCACGGAAGAAGAGGAGGAAUAUGAUACUGGCAAUAUGAAAAAAUUUAAGCCCAAAUCUAUUUCCACAGCGAUACCCACACCACCUCCAACACCAGUAUCCCCGCAUACUUCCCCACACUUUUCCAAAGUCUCUUUUGGAGGUUAUGGCAACGUGGCACCGUCACACAGAGAAAAACAAGACAUAAUUGAUAAUUCGUCUGCAUCGUCAGCAUCGUCAAGUGAAGCUUAUCCACAUGGCGGAGUCUUUACUGAGAGUCCUCGUUCUAGUCUUGAUAGUCCUCAUCCUCGGGUAGUUGUCAAUAGUACAUUCGGGCCUAGGCCUACGCGCGAUCCAAAUGGGCCCCUUCGUCGUCCCACGAUUAUUAUUCCGCAGAAGAUUGAUUCAGAAGUGAGACGUGGCGAGAAGGAGGCAUAUCGUUUCGAGACCAAUACUUUGAUUUUGAUUGUCGGGAUUAGCUCUUAUAUAAUCGGGACGUUCGGACUUGGAGUGAUCGCGCUAGCAUUUGUACUUUAUCAAGCCUAUGGAUACCACCAUAAUCGACUGGAUGUAAUACGCGAGAAUACGAUAUGGGAGAUUCAACAUGACUCAGUCGCACGUGAAAGGCUACGCUUUAACAAAGGAGAGACUGUCGACUGGUUGAAUCAGUUAAUACAGCAGAUAUGGAAGAGCUUGGACCCUAAACUCUUAAUUGGUGUGAGAGAUAUGAUCGAAGACACAAUGAAUCGCAGUGCCCCUGCAUUUGUGGCAGCAGCUGAUGUUGAUUGUCUUGAACUUGGCCAGAUUGCGCCGCGGAUAGAUAGCAUUAAAAUCUUUGGUACUGAAGAAUAUGAAGCAGAAGACGUAUUGAUUGGAGAAGCCAGUUUCUCGUUUCGGACGUCACAAUCAACAGCCACCGAUGGUACCUCUCCACCUCACAUUUCAAUAUGGAUUAAAACUGGAAUAAACAUGAUGAUACCGAUUAAAGUAGAGUUCUUGGGCUUAGCCGCCAGUGUAAGAUUUGAGAUUGUCACGACUGGAACUGCUCCUUUCCUUCACUCUGGAAGAUUUAGUUUUAUUACUACUCCAGUAUGUGAAACUAGUAUCAAUGCAUUAGUGCCUAUUAAUCUUACUCAGUUUCCGAUACUCAAACAAUUUAUAAAGGACAGUCUGAACGCCGUAUUGAGUCAAUUUACAUAUCCGAAUGCCUCAUUUGUCAAUUUAACCGAAAUACUCACCAACGAUGGUGUCCCGCAUGAUACACAAUCGAUUGGGAUCGUGAGAAUAGAUGUUGAGGAAGCAGUUGAUCUGGCUAAAGAAGAUAUAAGUGGAGAGAAUGAUCCAUAUGUUACUAUAUCUUUGGAUCCAGCGCCAUAUUCCCAUGCAGUUGCAACCACGCGUUUCAUUGAGAAUGCGGCCCAUCCGAAAUGGAGGGAGACUCACUUUCUCAAAAUACCUCAACUCGACCUUCUAUCUGAGCACAUAAAACUCAAACUCAGUGUAUGGGAUUGGGAUAGAUUUAGUGCGGAUGAUCAUAUCGGCUCUGUAUGGCAUGAUUUAAAAGAAGUAGUUGGAAACGGCGAAGAUGAGAAGGCGAUACAUGAAGGAUGGACAGAUAUAUAUCUGCAACCUAACGAUAGGAAAAACCGAGGGCGACUGAAAUACAAUAUUCGAUAUUAUCCCAAACUGAAGAGCCAGCCGGAUGAUGAGCAGACUUCCGGUAUAUUUGGAAUACUAAUACACCAGGGCAUGGGCUUGCAGGUGACAGCACCACCAUAUAAUCAAGACGUAUCAGACCUAAGUUCGAUAGGAAAUACGGCUGCGUCUCCCUAUCCCAAUCCAUAUGCUGUUGUAUAUGUUAACGAUAAGAAAGUAUUCAAGACAAGAUCCAAAUUACAAAAUAUCGCUCCAUAUUGGAAUGCCACCACUGAGCAGUUUGUCCCUGAUUGGAAAUCAGCCACUGUUCGCAUAGUUAUCAAAAAUCAAAAAGACUUGGAGUAUGAUCCCGUCAUUGGCAUUGUAACCAUUCGGUUAAAAGACCUCUUCGAAGGCAGACCAAAGAUGGAACUUACUAAAUGGUACCCUUUACGAUCCGGAAUUGGGUGUGGUAAAGUACAACUCAGUUUUCUCUUUAAACCAAUCAGCAUAAGACUAGCACCUGAAGAGAAAGGAUUCAAUGUGGGAACGUUAUCAGUGAAGUCUAUUUCAGCUCAUGACUUGGAUGACAAGAUACUCAAUUCGCGCAUAUGCCUGGCUUAUGAUAUCGACCAGCCGCGUAUGGAAGAACGCAGGACAGCCAUUACCAAAGGCACCUCCGCUUCGUGGGACGAAGAAACGCAGUUCGCCGUAUUCCAGCGCAACCGAACAUUUAUCACGUUCCGCCUAAUCAGACGAGGUCUGUUCGGUAUGAUGACUCCAAUAAGCAAGGGUGAAUAUCCUCUACGCAAUCUGCAAAACUGCGUCAAUCGUGAAGUGGAUAUUCCCUUAUUUAACAUGAUGCCAGGCCACAUACACGACACGGUGACUGACGAUACAAGUAGUCAGGUCUGUGGUCGGCUUCGGUUUACUCUCCACUUUUAUCCUGGAUUCGCCCCUAUUCAUGAGCGUGAAAUAGAAAGAAGCUUAACUGGUGUCGAGGCAAGUAUUCUAAAAAAUAAUCUUGCUAGGACGAUCGAACAAGAAUCAGUUAACGCCCCAGAGGACGAAGAGGCCUUCCAUGUCGGAAAAGAGAGGAGAUUACACAAGAUUCAUCAAAAGAAAUACAUAAGACAAUUACAAUUUGUGAGCGACGAGAUGAUGGACAAGUUACAUGCUGUUACUAGACAAAAAGAUUGGGAUGAUUAUCGGGAGGUUGUCGAGAGAGAGGCGUGA